UUUUCUGCAGUUAUUGCAUUUUAGUACCGUGUGAAAGGCCAUGGGAUGUAAGAGUUCGUUUAAAAUUCUAUCUAGCUAUGUGCUUUGCAUGUCGAUAUGUUUAGAUACUUUAAAUAAUGCUUCUUUUGCAUUAGUUUUGACGUCGUCAUAACUUCAAAUCAAAAUGCCAGACAGGAAUUCGUCUGCUCUCCGCCAAGAUGAUGGUCCAGCUCAAAGUGAUUCCGGCGACAAAUCCACACGGGAAAAAGUUCUAGAGAGCCUUCGUGCCGAUUUGUUAGCGGUGGAUUUAAUCUGGAGUUUGUUAGUAGCCGCUUUGAAUAGCUACCGCCAUGACACCGUACUGAGGCCUUUUCCACCAAUGUUUCAAGAGGGAGGACCCAGUGGAAACAAGAACAUGAAAGGCCUGGAAAAGCUAGCCUGUCAGCUUCCCAGGGUGCCAGAAGUUGUGAAGAGCAUUUCUACAAUGGAGGAGAAGCUGAUAGAGCUGUUGUGGUGGUCACUGGACAAAAAGCAGUUCACUGUCAAAUCCCUGGAUAAAUCACAUAUUAGCAGAAUUCAGAAACUCACAGGUCACAGUGUUGAAGUUCCUACUCCAAAUUACAUUUUUGAGAUCAACUACAGCGAAACAGCCGAGAAAAAGUUUGAAGACUUUCGACAAGGUAGACAACUCUUGUAUGCCUAUCAUGGAAGUCGUGUGGAGAAUUUUCAUUCCAUCUUGCAUCAUGGCCUAGCAUCUCAUAUGAACAAGACUUCAUUGUAUGGAGAAGGGACAUACCUAUCCUCUGAGUUGUCUGUGUCUCUCCACUACAGCCCUGGGGGGCAGGGAUGGGACCAUAGUCUGCUGGGAGACAGGCUUAGCUGUGUGGCUGUGUGUCAGAUGAUAGAUGAUACAUCUGUCAAGUGUCAACUCAAGGAAGUUAAUGCUGGGGGAAGUCGCUCCACAAGUCGUACCAGGGCUCCAGCAAGCAUGGGAGGAGAGGUCCCUGAGAAGUACUAUGUGGUGACCAAUAAUGAUAUGCUGAGAGUCAAAUACUUGCUCGUGUAUGGGGAAAAGUCAUCAACAAGAAGAUCUCAGCAGCAGACCUCCUGGUUUUCUAGGCACAAGUUCAUGCUGCUGCUCCUGUUGUAUGUUGCUAUUUUGGCUGCCAUAGGUCUGGCCAAUUCCAGAUCAUUCCAGUACCAGCUGAAGAGAAUAUUGCGGAUUAGGUAAAAAUGUCCAAAUAUAUGAAUAGCAAUCAAUACAUCAAACUGAUGAGUUUAAUUAGUAUGGCAGUGAAUAUACAUGUACGUCACUUUCUUCUGUCUCUCUUAAAAACUUCCACAGUUACCUCCAUAACAAUUUUUCUAAUUCAUAUUUUCUGAAGUUUGCUCAAUUGUACAUUCAAAAGGUUCUGAAUAUCUGAAGGUUUUCUAAGCGUCAAUGUUGAUAAUACGCCAAGAGGCUUAUCUGGAGGUUAAACUGUAUAUGCAUUAUGUACAUCAUGGAGCUGCAAACAGAGUUCUAUAUAAAGAGUAGAGAACCACACAAGCACAGAAGUAGAUUUUCAUGGCCUGUGUUACAUAUAAUAAAAUAAACACCCCACAUGUACAUAUAUGUUGUUGUGGGUAUGAUGCUACAUGUAGUAAAUUUAUACGUUCACAUGUUUACAAAUAACUUUGCAAUGGUUUCAGUGUGAAUUCUGGACAACAGGAAUUUUCUUGUACAACAUAGAGUCAGUUUGGGGUGAAAUUGAUUUAUUUUUGUGAUAAAUCACAUUUGUAUCCAUUGAAAUAAUUAAUUCAAAAGUUUCAUGUCAUUUUUAGUGCACUGUGGAUCAUAGUAAUGAUCCAGCACACCAUAGAAUGAUGUAACACCCAAAAGAGAAAUAACUGUAUGAUGGUAUUGAAAGAGGAAUUAUGAAGUGUUGUAGUAGUGUUGUACAGUAUAUUUAGAGUCUAUAAUUCUAGUGGUAUAUUUUUUGUUGUGUUUUAUUUCACUGGAAUUAUUUUGUGAACAACUGAAAACCAUUUAACCAUAUGAAUUGAAUGUUUAAGAAAAAUGAUUUAAAGCAGACCACUUCUGAAUUUGAACCAGAGAGUUGAGUCUGAAAUCUCAAUCGAGUCUCUGCUAAAUAUAAAAGGGAAAUCUGAUACAAGUGUAAUAAGCCUCAAAAAUGGUACUGUACAACC
Messenger RNA from Liolophura sinensis, 2169 nucleotides. Its product is annotated as protein mono-ADP-ribosyltransferase PARP16-like. Gene Ontology annotation, molecular function: NAD+ poly-ADP-ribosyltransferase activity. NCBI's taxonomy places the organism in Eukaryota, Metazoa, Mollusca, Polyplacophora, Chitonida, Chitonidae. The transcript is spliced from 6 exons. The record is from RefSeq and is a predicted model, not a curated record. The coding region runs from base 164 to 1210 and encodes 348 amino acids.